GUUUCCAUGUGUUGUUAUCCGAAAAAAGAUCUGGGUCCCCUCCCCAGAUUGCCAUUGGUUCGCCAUGGCCUUCCGCCUCGUGACGGCACGGAUCCCGCACCCCGCGCGGUUCGCGCGGGGACGCCGGUGGAGCUCGGGCGCACGGAUCCUGAAGUCGGAGGUGCCGGACAUCAUCUUUCACUUUGCUGUGGAAGACUAUUUGAUGAACUUCGCCAAGAUCACCUCUCCUCUGCUGUAUCUCUGGCGGCCACAGCCCGUGGUCACCAUCGGCCGGCACCAGAACCCCUGGAAGGAGUGUGUGCUCGAGCAGUUGCAGAGCGACCAAGUGGCCUUGGUGCGCCGCCGCUCGGGGGGCGGUGCGGUGUUCCAAGAUCCCGGCUGCAGCGUUUUCACCUUCAUCUUCCCUUCGGCCGCCUUCGACAUCGAUCGGAACUUGGAGACGGUGCUGGGCGGUUUGCGGCGCCUGGGCGUCGCAGCGGAGAAGAAGGGCCGCAACGACUUGGUCUACCAAGGCAAGAAGAUUUCGGGAAGUGCUUUCAAGCAUGCGCCUGAUCGGCAAGUGUCCUUGCACCAUGGCACCAUUCUGAUCGACACUGACCUCACAGCCCUGCAGCGAUACUUGACGCCCGACAAGAGGAAGUUGCAAGCGAAGGGCAUCUCCAGUGUUGGAGCAAGGGUGAUGAACCUCCGGGAGGCUUUCCCCUCCCUGACGCACCAAGACUUGUGCGACGCCCUCACCGAGGAGUUCCGGGACCGCGAGGGUGCCAGUGGCCCGGUGGAGGAGAUCAGCGAGCAAUCGGAGUUGGCACAGGCCAAGGCCUUCCAGGACUUGAUGGCAGAGCUCGGGGACAAGUCAUGGAGAUUUGGCAAGACUCCAGAGUUCUCGCACCAGUUCGAGACGCGCAUCGAUGGCGUCGGCGUCUUCGACGUGCACCUGAAAGUGGUGCACGGCGUCAUCGAGGACGCCACGAUCUUCAGCGACGCGCUCUUCCCGGACGUCAUCAGCGCGGCGAUGACCAGCCUCUGCGGCGUGGAGUACGGACGCGACGGCAUCGGUGCUGCACUGAAAGGACUGGGGCCCCAAUUCACUGAGGAAGGUCCCAAAAAGACCUUGGAGGCGAUGACCGACUGGAUGAUUUCCAAUGUCGGGGAUUGAUUGAAUUGUACAUACUAUCAAAGGAAUGGGUCAGUCCCCUAUGGACCAUGGACAUGAAUCUCACCAUGCCUUUGAAAUGC
Durusdinium trenchii is the source of this 1236-nucleotide messenger RNA. NCBI's taxonomy places the organism in Eukaryota, Dinophyceae, Suessiales, Symbiodiniaceae. The record is from the annotation of a GenBank genome assembly.